UUCUCAGUCUCACAUUGAUGUUUUGUAAAUAAACACCAAUUAGAUUCAUAGUUUUGUUGUAUACAUAGAAGUGGUGUAAAUACUGUAUAAUGUAUUUGAACUGCUUAUUUGCGUUUUCUUGAGAAACAGGGGCCACCUUUUUAUGUCCUUUCCUUUUUUUCUAGCUUUUUAAAAAGCAGACUAGCAGACAUGUAUAGUAAUAAUAGUAUUAUUUCCUUUUCCCUUCUACCUUCUUUCUAUGGGACCCUGAAUUCAUACAUUUGGGGUUUUUCUCUCUCUACAUUCAAACGCUGCUGCAAGUGAACCCUCGUCUACUUUCACAUUUUUAGGACAACAAAAAAUCCAGACAGAGUUUCUUGGAUUUUGCAUGAUCUNNNAUUACAGAAAUGACAAGGUUAGCCCGCGGUUUUAGCUACUCGCUACAAAAGGAUGUGGUCUCACCUGUGUCGGCUGACGUGAUUUUUGCCUCGACCCAUUUUCCCAAGUAUAAAAUUGGGGCAAACAAUCAGAUUUUGGAGGUCAAAGAGGAUCCAAACAUGUUGACCAUGAAGGAAAUAGUUGCCCGAGAGACCACAUUGUUGUUUGAGAAACAGCAACGCCUCUCUGUACGUGAUCUCACAAAUAAGUUCGAAAAGGGACUUGCUGCUGCAGAAAAAUUGUCAGAUGAGGCAAGAGUUAAAGAGGCGGCUUCUUUGGAGAAACACGUGCUUCUGAAAAAACUUCGGGAUGCACUCGAAGCUUUGAGAGGGCGCGUAGGUGGAAAGAACAAAGAUGAUGUGAAGGAAGCUAUUUCUAUUGUUGAAGCUUUAGCGGUUCAGUUAACUCAGAGAGAAGGAGAGCUAAUCCAAGAGAAAGCUGAAGUGAAAAAGCUGGCAACUUUUCUAAAGCAGGCUUCGGAAGAUGCUCGAAAGCUCGUUGAUGAGGAAAGAGCUUUUGCACGUUCUGAGAUUGAGAAUGCAAGAGAAGCAGUGCAGAGAGUUGAGGAGGCUCUUCAGGAGCACGAAAGAAUGUCUAUAGCUUCAGGAAAGCAGGACUUGGAUGAAUUGAUGAAGGAAGUUCAAGAAGCUAGGCGAAUUAAAAUGCUGCAUCAGCCUAGUAAGGUCAUGGACAUGGAACAUGAGAUUAAUGCAUUAAGGACUCAACUUGCAGAAAAGGCGAAAUGUUCAUUACAGCUCCGGAAAGAGCUGGCAAUUAGCAAGAAAGGUGAUAAAAACACGCCCAAUUUGUAUGAAAUAGACGGCAUAGAGGCAUUGGGUUCAUGUCUGCAGAUAUAUCCAUGUUUGGACAGUGCUCCCGAUCUUUCUGAAAGUACUAUUCAAUGGUACCGGUUGACAUCUGAGGGUGACAAAAUGGAACUUAUAUCAGGGGCCAACAAACCUGUAUAUGCUCCAGAGCCCUUUGAUGUUGGACGAAUAUUGAAAGCCGAUAUUUUGACUGAUGAUCGCCGCUUAAUAACUGUGUCAACCUCUGCUCCUAUUGAUCCAGCUGCUGGAUUGGGUAACUAUGUAGAGGCACUGGUACGAAGGCACGAUAUUGAAUUCACCGUCGUCUUAAUCCAGAUGAACGAAGUAGAUCGACCGUCAGAUUCCAUCCAUGUCCUGCACAUAGGGAAGAUGAGAAUAAAACUUCGAAAAGGGAAAACAACAAUAGCCAAGGAGUAUUAUUCUAACUCAAUGCAGCUUUGUGGGAUUAGAGGUGGUGGAAAUGCGGCAGCUCAGGCAGCAUAUUGGCAAGCAAAGAUUGAAUUGUCUUUUAUCUUAGCAUUCGAAUCCGAACGUGAAAGGAAUGCCGCAAUAAUGCUAGCGAGAAGAUUCGCAUUCGACUGCAAUAUUAUGCUUGCUGGACCUGAUGACAGAUCUGCUUGAGGCAUUUUACGUAUGUCGACUCUAAACAAAACUGCAGUGUAGAAAAUGUAUUAUAUUUAUAGCCAAUUUGUUAGUGUCGUCUUGCAUUACAGAGUCUUUUCUGGAGUGAAUAUAUAUAUAUAUACCUUGGUUUGGUUUUAUCAGUUGCUAGGCAUGUUUUUUUCAGUUGCCCUGUUCUGNAGUAUUUGUAGCAUUUCAUAACUAUAUUAUUUCUUUGCAAUGCUUGUGAUCCUGGUGAUUGACAUGUGAUGGUGUUUAGAUUUUUGUAAUUCAUAAUCACGGGUGU
This is a messenger RNA of Striga asiatica, 2151 nucleotides long. Lineage: Eukaryota; Viridiplantae; Streptophyta; Magnoliopsida; Lamiales; Orobanchaceae. The record is from the annotation of a GenBank genome assembly.